AUGUCGAGGCGCAAGCAAGCCAAACCGCAGCACAUCAACUCCGACGAGCCCGGAUCCGCAGAAAAUGGUAAUCAUCGAGAUGAUCAAUCUGAAGAGACUGGAAAUGAAAUGAAGCGGCUCAGAAUGGACGAGACGAGAAUCUGCAAGAAAUGUUGUGCAGAAUUCUUCGAUGAAGCAGAAUUCCUUGAGCAUGAGACAAAUUGCACUAAAAGCCAGCAAGUAGUCAUCAUGAAAGACGGAGACGGCAAUGACGUGCCAGAGGAAUAUUCACAAGGUUCUCCUGAAGGCCUCGGCAGUGACCACGACGACAGUCAGUCCAGCAGUCAUUCCCUAUCUCAUGCCACCGCAGAGCAGCUGGACAGAGCAGAGGAGGAGUCCAGCAUGAAUGCAGAGGACUCAGGACAACAGGAUCAUGGAGACGUGUCUGCUAGUCCUGACAUGGCUUUCCACCACUCGCCCAAAAUGCAUGAUUCAAAUGUCACACUCGAACCCAUUGCUGACACUAACGCAGCUGUCUCCCAACAUUCUUCAAAUCUAUCUCUGAGUACGUCAAAGGAAGCCCUUCAGGCCAUCCCGGUCAUCUUGGAACAGCUAGUGUGCCUCCAGCAACAGCAGCUACAGCAAAUCCAGCUCACAGAACAGAUCAGAAUCCAAGUAGCAAUGAUGACACCACAGGGUCUCCAGUCACCUGUAGGGGCAGCGAUGGACCCCCUGAAAGCCCUUGGUGCGCAUCUCUCUCAACAGCUGUCUGCUGCAGCAGCUCUCAUCGGAAAAAGGACCGGCAGUCAGAGCCUCUCCAUGGAGACGAUGAAGCAAGGUAAACUACCUCUCCCCCCUGGCAUCCCUACCUCUCUGAGUGCAGGACUGGGCUCAAUGAAUUCUAAAUCAGACAUUUUGAAGGGCGUUCCUGAUCUGGCCAGCCGUUUACCAGCCCUACUGCCUCAGUCACCAGUCGUCAUGGGUUUCCCAAGCACCUUUAGUGGGAUGCAAGCAGGAAUUGAGUCGUCUAAAAAAGUGAAGACGAAGAUGCUGAACCCCCCACCGGAAUCAAAAAAUGGGGACUCACUAUACAAGCACAAGUGUAGAUACUGCGGAAAGACCUUUGGCAAUGACAGUGCCCUCCAGAUUCACCUGCGUUCUCACACUGGAGAGAGGCCCUUCAAGUGUAACAUCUGUGGAAACCGCUUCACCACCAAAGGAAACCUCAAAGUGCAUUUCCAAAGGCAUAAGGAUAAAUAUCCUAACAUCAGCAUGAAUCCUCAUCCUGUACCAGAGCACCUUGACAAUAUUCCCACCAGCAGUGGCAUUCCCUUUGGUAUGUCUGUCCCCAUGGAGGAGUCAAACCUGACUGACAUUAAGCCCAUGCUAGGUCACCCAGCUGCUGGGUUCAACCCGUCGUCCAUACCAGGAUUCAAAACGUUUGAUGGUUUUGGGAGCGACCCAUUUUCCCAGAGGCCCUCCCCAUCAACAAGUGACUGCUCCCCGUCUGUGUUUGGCCAAGAAAUGGGACUGGAUCCCAACCAGAAGGACGCUAAAGAGCUGCUUGGAGCGCUGCAUCAUAUGAACGGUAAUGCCCUCACAGGAGAACAAAGUUCUGGAACAGCGAAACUUCAGCAGAUGGUGGAUGGCCUGGAAAAGAGGACCAACGACCCUAAUGAGUGUGUGAUCUGCCACAGGGUGCUCAGCUGCCAGAGCUCGCUCAAAAUGCAUUACCGCACACACACCGGUGAAAGGCCCUACAAGUGCAAAAUUUGUGGCCGUGCAUUCUCUACAAAAGGCAACCUCAAGGCUCAUUAUGGAGUGCACAGGGCCAACACUCCUCUUAAAAUGCAGCACUCAUGUCCCAUCUGCCAGAAGAAAUUCACCAAUGCUGUGGUUCUUCAGCAGCACAUUCGCAUGCACAUGGGUGGACAGAUCCCCAACACCCCAAUGCCAGAAAACCAGUUUGAAGCAGCAGCAGAAGCAAUGGAGCCAUCCCUGCCAGAGGAGAAACCAGUGGAUGCCAAUGAGUUUGAAGAAAGCAUGGAAGAACACGAGCUGGAGCAGAACUCCCAGAAGCCAAAUGAUACCUCGGAUUCACUCCCGUCUGCCUCUGAGGAACAGCCACAGAAGCUCGCAGCCCCUGCAGUGUUUUCCAGCCUCGAUGUUUUGAAGAAUCUCACCUCCGCUCUUGCACUGAAAAGACAGAGUAGCACCACUUCGGAGAGCGAGGGAACAUCCAAAGAAUCUCCACCAGCUCCCAGAGAGCAGGAAUAUCAGAAUGGUCGCAGUCCUGCAAUUUCUGACUCGGCCCCAUUAUUUCACUCCUCUUCCCCAGUGAACAACAUCGCAAACAAGUCUCCUGAGCGUGCUGUUGAUGAAUUUGCCCCAAAUGGGCCAAAACCAGAGUCUGAUGGUGCUCAAGAGGGAACUGAGUCAAGUGGAGCUCUUGACCUCACCGCUUCCAGCAGCUUCACUCCCAAAGCGAUUAAGGAAGAACCUGGGAUGCUGUAUACAAAUGGAGAAUAUGCUCCCAGCAACAUGUCUUUCAUGAGGAUACCAUCGAGUCUGGCCAGUCUGGAGAUGAAGAUUCCUCCGGAGAAUCCUCUGGGGUCUCACAGUUUGUUCAGCUCCCAUAUGCCUCAGGGAACAGCCAUGCCCUCUAUCUCCCCUGCACCACGCCGAUCAACCAAGCAGCACAUGUGCAACGCUUGUGGCAAGAACUUCUCAUCGGCCAGCGCCUUGCAGAUCCACGAGCGCACUCACACCGGGGAGAAGCCCUUUGCCUGCAACAUCUGUGGCAGGGCUUUCACCACCAAGGGAAAUCUAAAGGUGCAUAUUGGUACCCACAUGUGGAACAACUCAUCACGGCGCGGCCAGCGUCUGUCUCUGGAUAAUCCCAUGGCACUGAUGGCAAUGAGCUCCGAGGCGAAGAUGCUGCCAGAGAUCAUGCAGGCCCCCAAAGAGCUGGGGACUCCACCAAUCAACUUUGACCCAUCUCUGUGGAACCAGUACGCUGCUGCCUUCAGCGGCGGCCUGACUAUGAAGACCAAUGAGAUUUCUGUUAUCCAGGGAGGUGGCGUCCCGCUGCCGGGGAGUCCUGCCGGUGGCCCUCUGAUCGGAUCCACCGGAGGCCUCAUGAAGAUGGAUGGAUCCCACUCUGGCCUGCCUGCCUCCAUGGCUGAAAUUGAGAAGAACAGCUCCGACAGUGUGCCAAAAUCCCAGUUCCCACAUUUCAUGGAGGAGGGUAAAAUUGCAGUUAAUUAG
Molecule: messenger RNA, 3246 nt
Organism: Stegastes partitus (bicolor damselfish)
Lineage: Eukaryota; Metazoa; Chordata; Actinopteri; Pomacentridae
Gene: sall4
Product: spalt-like transcription factor 4
Exons: 4
Coding region: 1-3246 (1081 amino acids)
Biological process (GO): regulation of transcription by RNA polymerase II
Cellular component (GO): nucleus
Molecular function (GO): RNA polymerase II cis-regulatory region sequence-specific DNA binding; DNA-binding transcription factor activity, RNA polymerase II-specific
Source: RefSeq, a predicted model, not a curated record